AUGGUGAGAUACAAAGACUUGAGUAAUUUAAUCAGUUCCUCGGGCAUCACGAUGCAGAUCAAGUGCGGUUCGGGGCUACGGCAGUUCGUGAGGAAAGCUAGUACGAUACAGAAUAUAGAUUACGCCAACAGGUCGUUGAAGUUGCCUGAUGGUGCCGUCGUCUUCAGUCUCAUACAACCAACGGGAAAAUUCCAUCUGGGAAAUUACCUCGGAGCUGUCCGUGUAUGGACAGAGCUCUCCGAGGAUGCACCAGCGGGUGGGAAGUGUAUCUUCGGGACGGCGGACCUGCAUGCCAUCACCAUCCCGAAGCCUGACGGCAAUGCAUUUCGCCAGAUGAGACAUGAAGCCAUUGCAUCUCUGCUUGCUGUUGGCAUAGACCCUACCAAGUCCAUUCUCUUCCAUCAGUCGCAAGUGCCGGAGCAUGCAGAGCUCUGCUGGUACUUGUCGACGCUGACUUCGAUGGGCGCGCUGAACCGGAUGACACAGUGGAAGACCAAGGCCAACAUUAAGGACACCAGCUCGGAGAAAGUCGGAGCUGUAAAACUGGGGCUGUUCACGUACCCCGUGCUGCAAGCCGCCGAUGUUCUGCUAUACAAGUCUACGCAUAUCCCGGUGGGCGAAGACCAGGUGCAGCAGCUGGAGUUGACGCGCCAGCUGGCGCAGGCAUUCAACAGCACUUAUAAGACACGGUACUUCCGCGAGCCCACUACGCUGCUGACACCCACCAGGAAGGUGCUGAGCCUUCAGAACCCCCUGAAGAAGAUGUCUAAAAGCGACGCUAACCAAAAUUCGUGCAUAUGUGUCACAGACGAGCCGGAUGCCAUCAGGCGGAAGAUCAGGAGCGCGGUCACUGAUUCGAUUGGCCAUGAGUUUAAGUAUGACCCAGAGGGCCGCCCUGGUGUAUCUAAUCUGAUUAACAUCGUAGCUGGCAUCCAGAAGAAGACUAUCGCGGCGGUGGAGGCAGAUAUUGCUGGAUUUAAGGACCACGCAACUUUUAAAAACUAUGUUACAGACAUCCUAGUAGCUGAGCUGAGGGGGCCCAGAGAGGAGUUUGCCCGCUAUAUGAAUGAUAAAUCAUACAUAUACGAGGUUGAGCGCAAUGGGGCUGAGCGAGCAGGUGCCAUAGCUGCUAAAACCCUGGCAGAAGUCAGAGCGAUAAUGGGUUAUUAG
Molecule: messenger RNA, 1170 nt
Organism: Eremothecium gossypii ATCC 10895
Lineage: Eukaryota; Fungi; Ascomycota; Saccharomycetes; Saccharomycetales; Saccharomycetaceae
Gene: MSW1
Product: tryptophan--tRNA ligase MSW1
Exons: 1
Coding region: 1-1170 (389 amino acids)
Biological process (GO): mitochondrial tryptophanyl-tRNA aminoacylation
Cellular component (GO): mitochondrion; mitochondrial matrix
Molecular function (GO): tryptophan-tRNA ligase activity; ATP binding
Source: RefSeq, marked provisional